CACAGAUAACACAUUUGGUGACUAAGGAUGGGCGAUGUUGACCUCACCUAGCUGGCCUGAAAGCAAGCUUUAGACUGUCCAAAGCCAUUAUAGGCACUUUGAAAGUAUUCCAGAGAGACUCUCCAUGAUAGAGAAAAUGCAGCACUCCCGUACAAAAAGGUACCUAGGGAGCAGAGCUAUGAUGCUAACCGUCAAUCAAGCUGACAGGGCGGGGCUAUGGCCGGAGAGACGGGUGACGGAAAACUGUAAGAAUGAAGAGAUUCUUAAUUCCUUGAAAUAUGUCAGACCUGGUAACGGCUUCGAACCUGGUUUCACCUUGUUCCAAAAAUGUGAAGUCAAUGGGAAAGGCGUUCAUCCAGUCUUUGCUUACUUGAAAGACAAACUCCCUUCUCCAGACGAUGAACCAUCUGGCCUGAUCACUGACCCCAGAUAUAUAGUAUGGAGUCCUGUUCACCGAUCUGACCUGUCCUGGAACUUUGAAAAGUUUCUCAUCGGCCCAGAAGGAGAACCUUUCAAGCGCUACAGUAAAAACUUCCCAACCGUCAACAUAGAACCCGAUAUCCAGAGACUCCUAAAGCUUGCCAAAUAAUGUCACCCUUAUAAUAACAACACUUGUCUUAGGCUGGGUUCACACCACGUUUUUGCAAUACAGUUCCCAUAUACAUUUUCAAUUUGAAAACCAUAUGCCAAAAGAUGCAUCAGGUUGCAUCCUGUACGAUUUUGCCAGUUUUCUUCCUGUACCCAAAACCGUAGCCUACCGGGAUUUUUGGUUCGGGUGAAGAGCCGUAUUGAAGCGUAUACGUUUUUUUUUUUUUAAAACAUUGGAGUCAAUGGGAAUCGUAUGUGCGUACGGUUACAUUUCACCAUACGGUUUUUGACUUUGCACAGUUUUUUUUCUUGGAAUCUCAAUCAAACAAGUAAAACUUUAUUCAUAAUGGAGUGAAAAGUUAAAACGGUAUAGGUCUUUUUUCUUAUGCGUAUACGGGUUAAAAUUUGUACACACGUUUUGAUAGUUUAGCCCGGUUUUGAGGAAUCAGUUUUUCAUCAAAAACCUGAUACAGAAAAUCUAUUGCAACAAUGUGAUGUGAACCCAGCCUUACCUGUAAUUUUGCUUUCCUCUAGUCUGAGGGCAGAACACAAAUGCCAUCAGUGCUGCCCGUGGAGGAAGAGGAAUAACAAAAUUUGUCUAACCUGUAAUUUUGCUUUCCUCUGGUCUGAAGGCAGUACAGAUGGCAUUUGUGUGCUGCCUGAGGACAAAAAGGAAAUCAGUUAUGAACAAAUGACACACAUGUAAGUAGGAGUAAACUGCAAACAACACAAUAUAUAAUAUAUGGCAUUAUUUAUUAAAGUUUAUUCAGAAUCUACACAUACUGAAUUUCCCUCAUAUAUGGCAUUACAACAGUGGCAGCGUUACCAUAGAGCUCUGGGUAAAUGAUGCAUAAAUCUGCGGUGGUUCAGCUCCCGUGUGUGGCAAAAGUAGAAUAUAUUGUCAGUUUCUGAUCCUUCCCUACUGAGUUAAAGGGGUACUCUGUUGGCAAACAAUUGUUUUUAAAUCAACUGGUGCCCGGAAUUUAAACAGAUUUGUACAUUACUUCUAUUUAAAAAUCUUAAUCCUUCCAGUACAUAUCAGCCGCUGUAUACUACAGAGAAAGUUGUG
Hyla sarda is the source of this 1657-nucleotide messenger RNA. RefSeq names its product glutathione peroxidase 2 (gene GPX2). Lineage: Eukaryota; Metazoa; Chordata; Amphibia; Anura; Hylidae. Gene Ontology annotation, molecular function: glutathione peroxidase activity. The coding region runs from base 125 to 589 and encodes 154 amino acids. The record is from RefSeq and is a predicted model, not a curated record. The transcript has 2 exons. Gene Ontology annotation, biological process: response to oxidative stress.